Messenger RNA from Pyrus x bretschneideri (Chinese white pear), 1031 nucleotides. RefSeq names its product extensin-3-like. The coding region runs from base 46 to 690 and encodes 214 amino acids. The transcript has 2 exons. Lineage: Eukaryota; Viridiplantae; Streptophyta; Magnoliopsida; Rosales; Rosaceae. The record is from RefSeq and is a predicted model, not a curated record.
AGAGGCAGAAAACCAAAAUCCCAUUCUUUAAAAAAAAAGGGGAAAAUGGGGCCUUCACAAGUGACCUCUCUUGUGGUCACUCUCCUAGUGGCAAUAGUCUCUCUCACAUUGCCUUCAAAAACUUCAGCUAACCACCCUGACUCAUCUCCACCACCACCGGCUUCUCCUCCCUACCACCCUAAGUCACCACCACCAUCACCAAAGCCUUACCACUACAAAUCUCCCCCACCACCUCCUCAUCCAGUUCACUCACCACCACCUCAUCCAGUUCACUCCCCACCUCCUCAUCCAGUUCACUCACCACCACCUCAUCCAGUUCACUCCCCACCACCUCAUCCAGUUCACUCCCCACCACCACCCAAGGAGCCUUACCACUACAAAUCUCCACCACCACCACCCAAGAAACAUCACCAUCACAAGUCUCCUCCACCAUCACCCAAGAAACAUCACCAUCACAAGUCUCCCCCACCACCACCCAAGAAACCUCACCAUCACAAGUCUCCUCCACCACCACCCAAGAAGCCCUACCCCCCGGUGCACUCACCCCCACCACCACACAAGAAGCCUCACCACCCAGUUCACUCACCACCACCACCACCAAUUAAACCUUACAAGCCACCAACUCCUCCAGCAGCUCACCCACCACCCGCUUACAUCUAUUCAACACCCCCACCUCCUCACCACUACUAGAUAUCGAGAAAUUAGUUGCAUCCAGAUGGUAAGGGAAGAAGAAAGGUCAGAAUAAAGAAAGGGGAUGUCGAAGUCGAACAGCGCGCCUUAUCACCACACAAAGAAGAAGAGAAAGAAAAAACGAGUCUCCACGCAGCUGCUGAUGUAACGUGUUUUAUUUAUGCGAUAUUCGUUAAGGUUCACAUAUUUCCUUUCCUUGUAAUAUUAGACAGUUGUAGGGCAGUCAUGCUUCAUGUAUUUGAUUUCCUGUUUCUUGAAAGAGAUGGUAUAUGUAUGUCGUUUGUUUCAACCUUCCAUGGAAAGGUGAUCAUAAUAAUAAUAAAAUAAAUACAUUUCCCAAA